CGACACCAUAGAUAUCUGCAACACGUUUGUAGACUAUAACGCACCUGCCAAGGCUAGCGUGCUAGUACAGAAGAAUACGUUCCUUUGGCAUAGCGGCUCUGGGGCUUCUACCUGUCACCGCAUCAAUGGUUUGCUGAGCGCUGCUCACCCGGGGGCAACAAUGUGCCCCCACGCAACGGAUUGUAAGGACAGCAGCUGGAGAACGGGGAGCGGGUAAUACGUUCGCGCAUCUUGGCGUGUUAGCGGCUUUGGACAAGCAAUGGGCUUCCUGAAGAAGUUUAAAGAGCAGAAGCAGGACGGGCCUGACGCCCCAGCUGAGCCUGGGCCUGUGUCGCAGCCUAGCAUCGGUCCAGAAGAUUUCCUUCCUCCCGAGCCGAUACCACGGACAACAAGGUCAAAGGCAAAGGCUACAUCAGCAGCACCAACAGCAGCCUUGGAUCUGCCCUCACCAAGGGCGGGAAAAGGUGCUACGCGCGGUAAGGCAAAGGAGCAGCAGCAACAAGUGGAGCAACAAAAGGCGCCGACGUCCCCAGCGUCCACCCCAAAAGGCGCCAAGGGCAAAGCAGCAGCUAGCCAAGCAGGCGGGAAAGCGGCUGCUGGCGCCAAGGGCGCGGGCGGCAAGGGCAAGGGCGGUGCUCGUGAGCCUGUCGCUUCAGCAGCAGCGGCCUCCGGAGUCGAAGGUUCAGCAGCAAAGCAAGCUGCUGCUAAGCGCGGCGCGGAGGAGGUGAAGGUGGCGCCCGAUCCGCAAUCGGAAGCGGCAUCUGAAGCCAAGCCGACCCAGGAACCCGCGCUUAUGUCGGAGCCAGCCUCACAGCAGCAACAGGGGUCCGUCCCGCAAGCAGGAUCACCAAUUGUGGAGGCAGCGACAUUUGCUCAGCGUCAGCUGGAGGGCCCAGCGUCAGCUGCCACCCUUGCCUCGCCCGCAUCUGUGCUGUCAGACGCUGACAUGCCCCGUGAUCCUCGUAAGCGGCACAUCGUGAUAGACGUAGAGCCCUUGGGUCUGCAAUCCCCGGUGGCGGUGCCAAAUGCUGCCGUUGCAGCACCAGCAGGACUAGCUGACACACCUGGCUCUGCUUCACAGCCUUUCGUGAACAGCCUUUCCGCCAAAGGAACGCCUACUACGGACGGCUUACAGGCUCAAGCCCAAGAGCCAGACUCAGCGGUGAAAGCAGAUGCAGCACCGGCAGCAGCCCCGACGGAAGCAUCGAAGCCAGUUUCUGAGCCUUCAGCUCCAGCAGUUGGGACAACUGUCGCGGAGAUUCCGGGUUCCGACGCCGGAGCUUUACCGCCGCCGCCUCCGUUGCAGCUUCCACCUCCACCACCUCUGCCGCCGCACCUUUCGGGCCCUCGUGGCCAGACGCAGCCCGAGCCCCAGGCCGCAACAGCAUCCGCCUCAGGGUCCCAGCCGGCAGCAAGUCGUGAUGAUUCACGUUCAGCGUACGUCAUGACUGGUCUGCGCGAGACAACUUCAUCUGCGGCUCUUAACGGGGGCCAUGAUAGCGCAGACCGCGAUCGCCCUCGAGACCGAGACCGCCACCGGCAGGAUGCUGAGCGAGACCGCGAUAGGUCGGAUCGCGACCGAGGCCGUGAGCGCUCGGAGCGUGACAGGGACCGCCAACGGCAGCCCGAUGCAGGCGGCAGAGGUGGCAGCGCGCGCAGUGGUGGAUCCGGCGCUGCAGCGGCGGCGGCAGGUCGGUCCAGCGGCCGAGCAAGCAGCCCAAGCCGGCGCGACAGGGACCGCGAUGGCGGACGCGGGGACGCCAAGGCACCUAGCCGCAGUCGCUCGCGCGACCGAGCAGCGAAGGCCUCCGGCGAGAAGGACAGUGGUGGCCAGGACAAGGACCGGCAUCGCGACAAGGACGAGGGUCGCAGCGACAAGGAGCGUGAGAGGGAGAGGGAGCGUGAAAAAGAGCGAGAGCGCGAGAAGGAGAGGGAGCGGGAAAGAGCAAAGGAGCGGGAACGGGAGAGGGAGCGGGAAAAAGAAAAGCAGCGGGAACGGGAGAAGGAACGGGCCAGGGACAGGGAGAACAGCAGUAAAGACAAGGACCGCAGCGGUGGCACCGCGAAGGCCCUUGAGGCCACUGCAGCCAGCCCUGCACCGGCGAACGUCGCACGUGGCAGCGGCAGCGAGCGCCGCGGCACCAGUCGCGACAAGGAUGGCAGCAGUCGCGAGCAGGCGAGCGGGCGCAGCCGCAGCAGGUCGCGUGAACGGGAUGGCAAGCGGGCUAGGACUGAAGAUGUCAAGCCUCCUGCUGCGGCAAGGGAGUCGGCGGCCGCAGCACCGAAAACAACGGCAGCUGACGGCGGCGGUAGCAGCCAGGCCGGACGCAGGGGCGAUACAGCUGAGAAAGACCUUGGCAGCAGCAAAGGCAGGGGAGAUGGCGGCGGCGAGGAAAGCAAGCAGGUGAAGACCGAGCGUGACGGCACGUGUGGCAGUGCCGGUGCGGAGGCUGCCGCUGCGCAACCGCAGCAAGCGUCUCAUGCUGCGGCACGACCGGACCCGGCACCUGUUGAAGCGGCGUCACCAGCAGCGGCAGCAGCGUCACCGCAGGCCGAUGCUCCAACCACCACUUCGGGUGGCCGAGCCAAGCGCGAGCCCAUUGUUUGGAACCCAUCCGCUCGCCCAACCUUCCACUCUCCUCUUAGGAGCUCGGCAAGCAAGGAGCCGGAGGCAGCGGUAGAGCAAGCGGCAGUCGCCAGCACUGCUCAGGAGCCUGAAGCGGGCGCAGCCGCUCCUUUCGCUCACGAGGAGCAGCAAGCCAUGGAGCCGGAGGGCGUGCCCCUGUCGCCUUCUCCACGCCGAGCGUACAGCAGCUCUGAUUCCGAACCCACGCGCUCCCGUUCCCGUGGCUACAGCAGCAGCGAAGAGGGCGACGAGGCGGGGUCGGCUGGCAAAGAGGACGCGCAGGUGGCCGAAGGCGGGGCUGACGGUGUGUUUGACAACAAUGAAGAAGAGCAGCUUGACGAGUACGACUUUGGUGACCUUAUGGAUGCGGAUCUGAUGGACGAGCACUUGGACGAGCAUGUACGGCAGCAGGAUGAGGUACCGGCAGCCGCUGAUCCGCCAACGGCGACGGCAGCGGAGGCGGCGGCUGAGCCGGCAGCUGUCCGCGGUGCCGCUGACGGGAAGGAGCAAGGUGGCAGCGGUGGCGACGACAGCAAGGAGGCUGCCAAGGACCUGACCACCCGCAACAUCCCGAUCACCGCCACCGGGCGUGUGGCAUAUGAGGACAUGGGUGCCCCCGGUCCGAACCUUAGCCGCCAGGAGCAGGUGGAUCACGUGACUGCUGGUCUGGUGGGGCAAGUCGGCUCAGACAUGCUGGCCAAGCUGCGCAAGCUUCUGAUGGAUAUGCCCGCUCUGGACCUAUCAACUGUUCGGCCAUGGGCGCUCCGCUCGCUACUGGCCAUCAACGAUGACGAGGCACGCUGGCGGGCUUCGCAGGCGUUACUUUCGAUUGAGUGGAGUACAGCAAACAAUCCCGGAGGCGUCCUGCACUCCCGGCUGCAGCGGGCCGUGGAGAUGGAGCGCAUGCAGCUCUUCCGCGCCGGCCGCACUGCCCGGGCCAAACGAGGGCGAAGCGUGAGCCCUCCCGGAGGACUCGGGCCCGCAGCCAAGCGGUCCACCGAUGUCAAACGUGAGCGUGCAGGCUCCGCGGAGGGGCGGCGCCGUCGCAGCCGGAGCCGCGACCGUGAGGGCCGCAGCCGUGGCAGCAGCAAGGAACGCGGUCACAGCAGGGAGCCUCGGGACGGUGGCGCGAGGGGCAAACCCCGCGACGCUGAGGAGGAACGCCGCCGGGAACGUGACCGUGUGCGUGGCAGCAGCAAGGAGCGUGACGGCGCGCGCGAGCGCGAGCGGGAGCGUGAUGCCCGGGAGCGCGUGGACCCCGCGCGCUCGUCCCUUCGUGAGCCGGAUGUCAAGUCGCGGCGGUGGGAGGACGUGGUGCGGUCCACGUCAAGGGGAUGCAUUGUGAAGCUGCCACGGGCUUUCAUUGAAGACGCUCGGCGAGUUUUGUACGAUGCUGAUGACCUGGAUUGCUCUCAGAUUGACGCCAGUGCGUGGGACCCGCUGCUGAUGCUGCCCAACUGCGAGCAACGCCUCAACGCACUCCGCUCAUUGCGCAACAUCCGCUGGAAGGAGCGCUUCAACGUGAGCGCAACCGUCAAGGGCACUCUGCUGCGCUGCGCUGAGCAAGUGCAGCGCGAUAUGCAGCGCCGCGACAUGCUGCGACCCGGGGGCGGCAUGCCCAUGAUGCCUUUGGGGGCGCCCAUGCAGGGCAUGAUGGCAGCUGCUGCGGGCGUGGGAUUGGCCAUGGGAGCCAUGGCAGCCCGCCGCGACUCCCGCUACGGACCCGCCAUGGGCGCACUGCCCGGCCCGCCUGCACUGGCAUCUGGCCGCCUGGGUGGCAUGCUUCCGCCGCCGCCACCGUUGCCUGGAGCCGCCGCUAUGGGCGGACCCAUGGGUCGCUACCCGCCGCCGCCGGAUCCGCGCAUGGCGCUUGCAUCAGCAUCCCGUCCUCGUGAUCGCGAUUACGACCGUGACGAUCGCGGCCGGCAUCGCAGCUCGGCUGUCGGCGCCAACACCGCCGGCGCAGGAUCAGGGUCAGCAUCAGCAGCUCCGCGGCGCAGCCGCAGCCCUAGUCGCGGCCGCCGUGCUGGCACCACCCGCAGGAGCCGCAGCAAGAGCCGCAGCCCGAGUAAGGGCCGCAGCAAGGCCCGCAGCAAGACCAGAAGCCGCAGCCGGUCACCAGCGCGUGCCACGAGCCCUACCAAGCCGCGCUCCAGGAGCCAGUCGCGCGGGGCCAGCAGCGACCGGUCUUCCUCGCGAAGCAGGAGCCGUAGCAAGAGCCUGAGCAAGAGCCGCAGCCCGGAGCGGCGGGGCACGAAACGCUCCCGCAGUCCGGGGCAGGCGGCGGCUGAGGGAGGCAGCGGCGCAGGCGAGGCUGCCGCAGCAGGAGGGGCCGAUGCGGGUGGUGGUGGCGGUGGCGGCAGCUCCUCCUCCCCGCGACCGCUGUCUGCUGAGUUCAAGGAUCGCAUGUACAAUUACCUGAAGGGCUUUGGCAAGCUGGACUUGCAGGGGGUAGAUGAGAAGGUGUUUGAGUGCCUGGGUCGGCUGCCCGAUGACAGCGCUCGGAUGGACUGCCUGCGGCGCCUCAGCGGCGUGCAGUGGCAUGCUGUGAGCGGGGCGCAGGAGACGCAGAAGCGGCUGCGGUCCCUGCUGGAGCGGGGCACAAACGAGCUGCUGAAGGGCCACAGCGCUCCAUCUAAGAAGAGCUUUUCUGGCGGGGGCAAGCGUCGUGCUGGUGGUGGAGGGGGAGGCGGGCGGCGCUAGGAGUAAAUGUGCAUAAGUGUUUGCAUGCGGAGGGUUAGGUACAGGCAGCAGGGCUUUUGGCACCAGGGGAAGGCGCCUUGGCGAGUGGUUAUGGUUUCCGCGAUGCCGGCGAAGGGCGCUGUGCGGGGAGGUGCAUUUUGGGGUCUGUAGCAGCUGGAUGGAUGCAGCGGUGGACCUGUGCGGCUGGUUUGACUGCAAGCCUGAGGGGUGUGGGUUUGCGGUAUUGCGCUGACUGCUGUGCUGACACUGGCGCAAUACGCCUUUCGUAAGGAUUGAUGGCGCAAUUCGUUAUCCUCCUUUGCUGGCGUGAGGUUACGGGGCCAUAUUCGUUACGAGAUGUUCGCUUGUCCUUGACAUGAGCUGAAACUGCAGGGAGCUUGAAAGGAAGGCCUUGACUACCAAUUGACCAUACUGCUGUCCUGUUGUCGAUAUUGUCUUUUGCAAUUUAGACCCUUGACGCAAUGCACUGCAUGUGCGGACGCUUGUUGUUUUUUAGAGAAGCUUGUUUGUUUAGUUGUGGCGUGUCCUGAUCAGGCAUGGUAGGCUUCAGCGUGGUCUCAGGCACGGCCCUGGGUUAUUGGGGCUGUGGAGACAUGGGUUUUGCGGCUAGCACAGCGCACCGCAUGUUGACCCGAUGCCUGAUGCUGGUUCGGGGCAGCUAAACGAAAUCAACAAGUCUUGCUAGGUCCUGUUAGCAUUCAGGUUUUACAUACGGCAUGGCUGUUACUGGUAGCCAUAGGAUGCGGUUCGCAAGUUGACAUUACGUAUGGUCCCUCGUGUCGUCUAAAAAAAUGUGUCUACCGGCAAUGCGGUUAUGCCCUAAACGGUACGGGCAUGCUGCAUUGGCUGAGGUUUGGUGCCGGAUGUGCAGUGUUGCGGACGGUUCUGAAUUGUGGUCGCCUGUGCCUGAUUUCCUGCAUGGUGGCGCGCCAACGUCGCCCGUCGCAAGGAUGCGCAGGGACGUUAAGAGUGGACGGAGCUUGUCCGCAAUUCCAAAGGCUCGUCCCUGUACGCUUCACGACGUCCGUGUUAGCCAUUGUAGGCAAUCCUCCACUUCCUGAAACAUCAAACAUCCCCG
Astrephomene gubernaculifera is the source of this 6407-nucleotide messenger RNA. Lineage: Eukaryota; Viridiplantae; Chlorophyta; Chlorophyceae; Chlamydomonadales; Astrephomenaceae. The record is from the annotation of a GenBank genome assembly.